AUGGACACGCAGCCAAAUGCGUUUUUUUUUACAUUUUCUUUCGAUCUUAACCUUUCGCUUUCGUUUUCUCUCUCUCUCUCUCUCUCUCUCUCUCUCUUUUCUCUCUCUCUUUCCUCUCUCGAUUCUUUCUUUCUCUCUUUCCGCCAAUCUUUCUUGUUUCAGCAGACUUUCUUUCUUUCCUUCUUUCUUUCUUUCUUUCUUUCUUUCUUUUUUGCUGUUCUGUUGUAUUUCUUUCUUUACGUUGUCUUUCUCACUUGCUUUCCCUCAUUAUCUCUAUCUUUUUCUUUCUUUUUUACUCUUUCUCUUAUACUUCUCUCACACUUUCAUAAUUCUUUUUUAUUAUUUUUCUAUUCUUUUUAUUUAAUUUUUAUCUCCACCUCGCUUUUUCGCAUAUCAUCUCUCUCUCUCUCUCUCUCUCUCUCUCUCUCUCUCUCUCUCUCUCUUACUGCUUUUCUUUUUUUUUCUUUUCUAGCUCUUCCCUUCACACCAUUUCUCUCUUCCUUCUUUUUCUGGUCCACUCUUUUCUUUUCAAUUCAUUUCUCUAUCCUCUUCAUGCACUACUUGUUUCGUCUUUCUUUAUCUCUUUCUUUCAUUCCGCCUCACCCUCUCUCUCUCUCUCUCUUUCUCUUUGUCUCGCUUACUUUCUUUCUAGCUUUCUUUCUUUCAGUCUUUUUUUUUCUUUGCCUUUCUGUUUCUUUUAAUCUAUCUCUUUCUUUCACUCUUUUUCUGCCACACUUUCGCCUUCAAACACGCAGUCUUCUUUCUCUCUCUCUUUCUUUUUUUCUUUCUUUCUUUCUUUCUUUUUCUGUCUCUCUGUCUCUGUGUGUGUCUCUCUCUCUCCAUUUCUCUUUUACUCUCUCACUAUCUUUCUCUCUCACUUUCUCUCUCUCUCUCUCUCCCCUUUUCUCUCUCUCAAUAUCUCUUUCUUUCUACGUCUUUCACUAUUUCUUUUUUCUCUGUUAUGUUUUACGUCAUUUCUCUCUCUCCUCCCACCGCAUUCAUAUCUCUUUGCUUUCUAUGAAUCGUUUCUUUACAUUGUCUUUCUCACUUGCUUUCUUUUCCUUCUUUCUUUCUUUACGUUGUCUUUCUCACUUGCUUUCUUUUCCUUCUUUCUUUCUUUCUUUCUUUCUCUCUUUCUUUCUUUACGUUGUCUUUCUCACUUGCUUUCUUUUCCUUCUUUCUUUCUUUCUUUCUUUCUUUCUUUCCUCCUUUCUUUCUUUCAUGGUCUUUCUCGCUUUCUUUCUUUCCUUCUUUCUUUCUUUCUUUCUUUUCCUCUUUCUUUCUUUCUUUCUUUCUUUUCUUUUCCUUCUUUCUUUCUUUCUUUUCUUUCUUUCUUUCUUUCUUUCUUUACAUUGUCUUUCUCACUUGCUUUCUUUCUUUCUUUCUCUCUUUCUUUCUUUACGUUGUCUUUCUCACUUGCUUUCUUUUCCUUCUUUCUUUCUUUCUUUCUUUUCCUCCUUUCUUUCUUUCAUGGUCUUUCUCGCUUUCUUUUCCUUCUUUCUUUCUUUCUUUCUUUCUUUCUUUUUUCUUUCUUUUCUUUCUUUCUUUCUUUACAUUGUCUUUCUCACUUGCUUUCUUUUCCUUCCUUUUUCUUUCUUUUUUCUUUCUUUUCCUUCUUUCUUUCUUUCUUUCUUUCUUUCUUUCUUUCUUUCUUUCCAUUUCUGUUCAUUAUCUAUCUAUCUAUCUAUCUAUCUACCUAUCUAUUAUUUCUUAGUCUUUUCAGUUCUUUCUUUCUUUCUUUCUUUCUUUUCAUAUCUCAUACCACCAUAA
Messenger RNA from Acanthosepion pharaonis, 1770 nucleotides. The record is from the annotation of a GenBank genome assembly. NCBI's taxonomy places the organism in Eukaryota, Metazoa, Mollusca, Cephalopoda, Sepiida, Sepiidae.